Messenger RNA from Marmota flaviventris (yellow-bellied marmot), 633 nucleotides. Its product is annotated as testis-expressed protein 13C-1-like. Gene Ontology annotation, molecular function: mRNA binding. Lineage: Eukaryota; Metazoa; Chordata; Mammalia; Rodentia; Sciuridae. The record is from RefSeq and is a predicted model, not a curated record.
AUGGCCGUCGACUUCGGAGACCCCAGGAGCGGUUUCCGCCACAGCGAGGUGGUGGUGUUUAUCAACGAAGAGGUGCUCAGUAAUGGUGGUAGCCCAGACUUCUACCUGACCUUCCGUUCAUGGCCCUGGAACGAGGUGGAAGACAACCUGCAGUCCGUCGUGGCCGACCCUCAGGUGCCGCGCGCCUGGAGUGCCCUGGCCCUUGGGGUGCGAGUGGCCGCGAGGCAGCGGGAGCAGCAGGCGCGACGGGUCCGGCGGCUGAGCGGGCAGGUGGAGGAGUGCGAGGGAGCCGCCUGGGCUCUGGCCUCGGAACUGCAGCGGCUGCGCGAGGAGAGGGACGACGUGGUUUCUCAGUUGCAUAGCGCCAGAGAUGACCUGAAACAAGCGCUGGGGGAGCGCGAUGCCCUGCGUGAGAGGCUGAUCCAGUUCGAGCUGUCCCAGGAAGUCGCUCCUGAGUCGCCAGAUGAGCAACACAGGAUUGGGGCAUGGCCUGUGGAUGCAGGGGGACGGAGAGAGGCGCUUGCCACAGGGUCGCAGGGUACGCAGGAUGUGGAGUCUGAGGCCCAGAUGGCAUCCCCAACAGCUCCAGGAACUUUGGGUGAAGCUGAAGAAGCUCUGGCUCCCAGUGUGUGA